AUGCCCACCCACAAUGGAAUCAAAUGCAGCAUUUCAGUCGAGGGCUCUCCAUUGCCUGAAUACCUCCCUUCAACUCAAGAUACAACCUGCACGGUAUCUUUAGCCGCUAGUGAAGGUCAGAGAUACAAUAUAGAGUUGGAAGGCUCUAAAACUGGAUCACAGUGGCACGAAAUCAAGAUUUGGUUCGACGGACGGCAGUUUUGGCGGGAUGUAGUCCGGGGAAGCGAUGAAAAAGACUUGAAGCGUACAAUCGACCAUGUAAUAGACAAAAUACAAGACAAUGGUAGUUAUUCAACGACCUAUUUUGAAUUCGGAAAGAUCAAUGUUGUCGACAUCGAUGCUCAUUCAAUUCAGCCUACAAAUGACCAAAUCAAUAACAUUGGGUCUAUCAAGGUCACAAUCUGGCGUUGUCACGCUCCUUAUACUUCGCAAGAGUUUUAUGGCACCUUUGAAGCCAAAGAUAUCCCACCCAUCAAUGAGAAAAAAAUCAAAGGCAGACCUUUGUCUCAUUGUACUCAAUUCAACCCCCAGAAUAGGGUUCACCAUGAUAACAAGGCAAUAUACCGGUUCGCAAACUUGAUUGAUCCGGUCGAUCGACCUUACGCUACCUUCAUCUUCAAUUACAUGUCUCAAGGCCUUCUCGAAGCACAGGGGAUAGCCCCAAGGCCGGCCCGCCUAGCAUCCCACGGAAAUCAGGCCCACCACAUGGAUGAGUCUCAGAAAGACCAAGAAAUCAUCUUUCUAAGAGAACAAUUGAAAGACAGUAAACGAAAGAUUAAAGAUGAGGACGAGGAUACCGGACAACCCAGUACUCAAAACCAAACUCCGCGAAAAAAGGCGAGAAAGAAACGAUUUGUUUUUGUCGAUCUAACCAAGGAAGAUUGA
Molecule: messenger RNA, 885 nt
Organism: Orbilia oligospora ATCC 24927
Lineage: Eukaryota; Fungi; Ascomycota; Orbiliomycetes; Orbiliales; Orbiliaceae
Exons: 4
Coding region: 1-885 (294 amino acids)
Source: RefSeq, a predicted model, not a curated record